Fusarium oxysporum Fo47 is the source of this 1087-nucleotide messenger RNA. Its product is annotated as Zn(II)2Cys6 transcription factor domain-containing protein. Gene Ontology annotation, molecular function: zinc ion binding; DNA-binding transcription factor activity, RNA polymerase II-specific. Lineage: Eukaryota; Fungi; Ascomycota; Sordariomycetes; Hypocreales; Nectriaceae. The coding region runs from base 92 to 1087 and encodes 331 amino acids. The record is from RefSeq and is a predicted model, not a curated record. Gene Ontology annotation, biological process: regulation of DNA-templated transcription. The transcript has 4 exons.
CAAAAACAAGGGACGGUGCCGUUUCAACACGGCAGAGCCUUGGAUUGACUUCACGCCCCAGUACACAGCAGUCUCCGGCGCAAGAGAAGUUAUGGAGUCCCCCAGAGCGAAAGGUCCGACCCGAGAAAUACGGAAAACAUGUGACCAUUGUAGGAAGCGUAAGAUCAAAUGUUCCAAUGAGAAUCCAUGUGCACGUUGCCAUCGAUUCGGCUUGUCGUGUCGAUACUCUCCAACUCGACCUAUUGGACGGCCAUUAAAACGACGGGGCACCCCGCCAAACCAGUGCAGUGCUGCUGCCGCCCGUCCGAAUGAGGGUCUCCUGUUUGAAAGUCCUGAUAUACCGGAGGAGUUCGACAGCGCCAUGACGCUUGAUACACUAGCUGUCCCGAUGACUUUCCCGACCCCACCUGAUGAGUUUUGCUGGUCUGAAUGGUCGGCACUGGACGCUAUGAUGAGUGCUGCAUAUACUCCCAAUGACACGUCGCAAAGCCAACGCACUCAGACUCAUGUUGAGAAGUCCCAAGUCGUUGGUGGCACCAGCACACAUGACCUGUCGGGAAUUAUUACGAGGCAGCGCAAGUCAGCGGAGCUGGCGCAGAAAGUCCUGGAUUGUAAUAGUUGCGGCGAUAUCAACAACGCACCUAGUCAAAUCGCCGGGAACGUGCUGCUCUUUGGAGCGGUUAUGACGGAGGCGACUUCAUCGUGCCAAUCAUUCAUCAGAGACCUGGAACAACGCGCUCUCGUACCAGAUGACGAGCAGUCCUACACACAGAUAUGCCUCGCACUCAUGGACCCUAAUGACCAUCACAUCGAGUACAAGCUUAACCGUCAAUAUGUCUGGCCCCUAGCCAAGGUUCUGCUUCGUAUCGAAACCGACAAGCUCAGCCGGAUAUGCAUUGCCUUCAUCACUCGGCAAUGGCGGGUGCAUGAAAGGGGUCACGAAUUAUGCCGAGCUGGGACGACUUGCAAGAAGAUCAAGACUACAGAGGCCAGUUAUCCGGCGGAUUUCUCUGCCUCCGUACAGCCAAGCAUCUUCAGUCUGUUAUCACAAGCCUUCAGAAAGAUUUGGAAUUAUAAUAUGGGAUGA